Xiphias gladius (swordfish) is the source of this 5841-nucleotide messenger RNA. It is a transcript of the gene lrch4, whose product is annotated as leucine-rich repeats and calponin homology (CH) domain containing 4. Lineage: Eukaryota; Metazoa; Chordata; Actinopteri; Istiophoriformes; Xiphiidae. The record is from RefSeq and is a predicted model, not a curated record. Gene Ontology annotation, molecular function: protein binding. Bases 216 to 2381 code for a protein of 721 amino acids. The transcript has 18 exons.
GCAUAAGCUCUCGUUUAGUAGUGGAACCGAAAGCUCCCGUCGUGUGAGGGCAGCAGCCAAAACUCCUAUCGUUUACCGAGUUUUCUUGGAUUUAAUAUUGUACUUUUAGAGAAGUUUAAACGGCGCUCAGUUUGGAGUUUAGAAGGAUCUACGGGGUAUGAAAGAGGAGCGGGAGCCUCAAACUAAGUAAAAGAGGAGAUAGACCUGUCCGUUUGAUGGCUGCUGGGGAUGGAGCCCAGCUGCCGGCCACAGUAGCGGCCAGCCGGAGCGUGGAGAAGGCGCUUGAGGAGGCUGCCGCGAGUGGGGCUCUCAAUUUGUCCAACCGCAAACUGAAAGAGUUUCCCCGAAGCGCCCGGAACUACGACCUGUCCGACAUUACACAUGCAGAUCUGUCUAAGAACCGCCUCUGUGAGCUGCCGGAGGAGCUCUGUCAGUUCAUCUCUCUGGAGACACUGAGCCUUUACCACAAUGGGAUGCGUUCACUGUCCUCCAGCCUGGGCAACCUCCAGGCCCUCACCUACCUCAACCUCAGUCGUAAUCUUCUGUCCGGUUUACCGCCGUCGGUGUUCCAGCUUCCCCUCUUGCGAGUGCUCAUCGUCAGCAACAACAAGCUGUCUUCACUGCCCGCCUCCAUAUACUCCCUCACACACCUCCGACAGCUGGAUGUAAGCUGUAAUGAGUUGCAGUGUUUGCCCGCAGAGCUCAGUCAGCUAGAGUGUCUAAGGGAUUUAAACCUGAGGAGAAACCAGCUCACCACUUUGCCUGAAGAAAUAUCCGAGCUCCCACUUGUCCGGCUCGAUGUGUCCUGCAACCGCAUUUCCCAUGUGCCCUUGUGUUACCGCCACCUCCGGCAUCUCCAGAGCAUCUCGCUGGACAACAACCCGCUGCAAAUGCCACCUGCACAGAUCUGCUCCAAGGGCAAAUACCACAUCUUCAAGUACCUCAACAUGGAGGCCUGCAAGAGGAGCCAGGAGGAGCUGGAGAGACACCUGAGACCCACUGGAUUUAACAGCUGUCUGUCAGACCAGGAGCUGUUCACAGGUCAGUUUGGAGGCCUGGACUCUGGCUUCAACAGCGUAGACAGUGGCAGCAAGAGAUGGUCUGGGAAUGAGUCAGCAGAUGACUUUUCAGAGCGUUCCCUCCGCAUGGCUGAGGUCAGCAGAGACCAGAGGAACCUGGAGGAGGAGGAAGAGGAGGAUGAAUCUCCUCUGGAAGCUAACAAAGUGAAUGGAGAGGCUGAGCAGGUGGACUUCAUUGACAGUAGUGUGACAGAGGAAGAGGAGGAGGAGAUCAGAAGGGAUCCAUCCACACCUCCUCUCACAGCAGCUCCUGAGAAUCAGAAGGAGAGAUCUUCACCGUCCCAAACCCAGGACUCAACAAUAUGCAGGUCCAGUCUCCAUGUGGAGGUGGGCCCCCCAUCGUCAGUCUCCUCGUGUCCCCUAUCCCCCUCCAGCCCCACCCUGGAGGAGCGAAGGAGGCCCGGCACCUUGCUGAUCUGGCAGGAGAGAGAGCGGCUGCAGCAGCAAAGAGAGAAGGCCAGUUUGCUGAAGUCAUCGACCAAAACAGGAAGUCAUGUGGCCACGGCACCACAGACAGGAAGUAGCUCAGCUGGUGCAUCUCCAGAGAACAGCAACUCCCACUCAGGCCUGCGGCAGAGAUGUGCAAGCGCUGAACAGAUGAGCACAGUGUCUCCUUCAGUACUUCUACAGCGCUCCAGCAGUAGAACAGAUGUUCCGUCCUCCUCGAAGACAUCCCUUCCCACUGGACAGGCCCAGAAACCCAACAGCUUCCUGUUCCGCACCUCCUCCCGCAGUAAUGUCAAAGCCACAGGGCCAGUCUUUACUCUGGGGGAUUCUGGCAGAAGUGAGUCUCGCAUGACGCUGCGUUCUCCUAGAGAAGAGAGAUCAGACAUCACACAACUACGCAAGACUCUGGAGACUCGUCUGAAGAUCAAUCUACCGGAGGAUCUGGGUGAGGCCUUAUCCAAUGGCACCAUCCUCUGCCAGCUGGUCAAUCAGAUUCGACCACGCUCCGUGUCGAUCAUCCACAUUCCCUCCCCAGCAGUGCCAAAACUGAGCACAGCAAAGUCUCAACUCAACGUGGAAAACUUCAUUGUUGCUUGUCGCAAGCUGGGAGUCCCUGAGACGGAUGUAUGUGUGUGCUCUGAUGUGCUUCUGUGUAAGCUGCCCGCUGUGCUGCGCUGUGUGACGGCCCUGCUGGCCGUGGAGAGGGGUGGAAUGGAGGAGGACCACUCCCCUUGCCACUCCUCACCUUCGUCUUCAUCGUCCCUCUCCUCCUCACUGCUGUCCACAGAUUUCCUGCUCUUCUACUGUGUGGCCAUGGCCCUGCUCUACGUCCUCUACUGCUACCUGCUCGCCUAGAGGAGACACUCACAACACUAAGUACUUAUAUAGUCACAUGUUGAGCUGCUCUACAUGCAUACUGACCACACACACGCACACAUUGACUUGUGUGGCGCAGUCACAGCUGAAAAGUUUGAGGCCAACACGCAGCUGUUCCCACAUUUGUCAUCUCAGACAAUACUCCGCAUUAUGUGUGUGUGUUUUCAGUAUGCAUACUCUCUGUGACUGUAGAGCAGAUGUCAUAAGUCGUGAGAGUUUGUUGACACUCCACAGCUGCCCUGUUUGGCUGUUAGUCAUAUAGAGCAUGCAGCCGAGCACCUCUUAAGAAAGACAACAGAAUAGACUACACGCAGUUCUUCAUUUUGACGUUUAGAGGAAUAGAAAUCAUUAAAGUGAAGGACAAAUACUGUAUGAGAGCAGAUGAACAUUGAAAUGCCUUAGCCUAGUUUAGCCUUCACUGUAACGCAGAGAACGUUUGUUUUCUGUUAAACUCUCUGAAGCAGAGGUGCUCCGAGGCAAAAACAAUCUCGCUGGUUGAGACAUGAAUGGGUAGAGCAAAGGAAGCGCAUCCUCAGUCAAACCCCAGUAACAUAGUAUACCUUAGGCUCAUCAUAUACUUGCCUUUCACCACUGCGCACUUGUAGAUGAGCGGGAUGUAUAACCCCUAUGAGACAGAUCAGGGCUGAAUCAUUACCAAUCAAUACUACACAUCAAUAUACAGAUCAAAACAUGGAGACACUCAAUAUAGCUUCUGUAUUUAUAAUAUCAAGCUCAGGGCGCACAACGCAGCAACAAGCAAUUGCUCUUCAAAACUUUUGUCUUUACUUUGUUUGUUGUUUGGUUUGUUCUGCUGCUUAUCUUAAUUCAUAUACUGACAUUCUCAACUAACACCCAACAAAUGCAGGAUAUAUGGUGCAGCCAUCAAGCACAUGUGAAUACAUAGUAAACAUUAAAGCUGCAUUAUUUAUUUAUUUAUUUUGGGGGGGGGGUGCAAGAUGCUGGCAAUACAAAUAUAUAAUAUAAUAAUAUAAAAUUGUGCUUCAGUCAACAGUGAGUGAGCUAACUUUAUAGAGCUGAGAUUAGAGUAGAGUUGGGUGAUAAUUCUCUGUGGGUUGGUCACAAGUGACACUUUUUAUAUUCCACAUAAUCAUUUGGUCCAUUGUUAAUAUAAAAUAUAUUGAUUAGUGCAGCUUUACUUCUUAAUUCCAACUGUGUAGUAUGCAUGUGUCACAGUAUUUCAUACAUUUACACUGGAAAAACUAUAUACUUCUAGCUAAAAUGCCAACAUGCAGACUAAAAAUUAGAGAUUUGUGUGUUGCAUAUACAGUGUGUUCUGGGAACUGCUGUUUGUUAAAACUUGGGUUUGACUCUUGAAGCGCUGGCCAUCUUUCUAUCAGUUAUGAUUACGUUGUACCUACCAAAGUAAUAGCUGAGAUCUGGGCAUGUGGCAGUGUCAUUAACAACAAACGCGGAACUGUGAAUGGCUGGAUGGAUUUUUUUUUUUCUAACACUUAAUUUCCAACAAAACUUCGCGUCACUCAACCAAAAAGACUGUUGUGCUUUAGAGUUGUAACCUAACCACUGAGAUUAUUUCUGCCUCCAGAGCAGCUCUCUCUGCGGAAUGUAACAACUCAGUCCGCAUGUUUGUAGACAGACCACUUGUCCUGAGAGAGAAGCUGUUGAAGUAACCUGAGAAUGAAUUGUGAAUGUGAUUUUGUAGCCUUGAGACAGAUACAAGUUAGUUAAUAUGGAACCUGGAUGUAUAGUGAUGUUAUUUCUCACACAGCAACGUGACAGUGAGACAAUUGAUACAGUGCCUCUUAUUGAAUGAACACUGACCAAGACCACUUGCAGAGACUGCUCUUGUUUUUGGGUCUGCUAUGUAAACUUUGAGCAGCAGGGGGCAAUGUCAAUGCAUCAAUCCCCCUCAAAGCUUCAUGUGUCCAAACUGACGGUACAAACCCCUCAAGGAGGUUGUGUGUGUUAAGUAUUUUUUGUCGUUGUCACUGAUCUGUUUGACCAGCUGACUUCAUGUUUGUAUAAAUGUAAACAGGUUAUUAAAUUAUUUCUUUAUUAUUUAUUUUGUUCUGUUUUUGGUUAUUUCUGUCUUUGGUGAAUCAGCAAAGGCUUCAUUAAUUUGGUUAAGCCUGUAAGCCUGUUAAGCCUUAGAAGUAAUCAAUAUUCAAUUAUUCAGAGUUAAAAUAACAUUGAUUGUUUAAAAAUUUUCCCCUCCUUUGGAUAGGUAAAUAAUUGAUUCCCUAGAGGCUACACAUUUAAAAGAGCAUCAAAUGGUCUGUGCUGUUUCUGCCACAUGCUGUGUCAGGCUUAUUACUCAUAGAAGGUCAAUGUCUGCAAUUGGAAUUGAUUACAAUGCUUAUUUGACUGAUUUGAGGUACAAAAGAUAGUAUCAAUGAGAGAAAGAUGUUUGGGAUUCAGGAUGCUAAAGCCCUAAAAAUAAAGUUUCUAAACAAAGUUGUCCCUAUAAUGGGACACUAAAACUUUGUACUGGAAUUCAAAGAAAGGAAAAAAUGAAGGUGGGUGACCAACAUAAAUUAUAUAUAGGGAAAAAUUCAAUAAAAAAUGUUAGGGGAAAUUAAUUGAAUAAAUAGUCUGAAUAAUAUUUUUUUGUUUUCUGUAGCUGUGGUAAGAGACGAGCAUCAUAAUAUCAAAAAUGAACCGUAGUGAUAUUGUCCCCCUAUCAGCAAACCAUAUAUUGGUCUAAACCUACUCCCAAAGUACUAAAGCAGGAUUUAUUCUCUUAAAAAGUGUUCAGUGUUAAACAAGUAAAUAAGCAUAUGACUAAAUCAUAUGUAUAAAUUGUGUACAAAAUAUAAAUUAACCAAUAAUUUGUCAUACCAAAUAAGAAAUUAUUAAAACUAAACUCAUUAUUAUAAGAUUUUAUUUCAUUAUUCAAAUUUUCCAAAUUCCUGCAGUCAACUGUUAGAUGUCUUUUGUCUCUUGAUGACUUCUAUGCUUGAGCCCUGAAUUAGCACCAUUUCUUGAACUCCCGUGUCCUCCAUGCAAUAUCGAAGUCAGUGCUGUUCAUAUCUUGGGUUCUCUUGCCCUUCCUUUCAUGUCUUUCUUGCCCCGCACUUGAAGCCAAAGCUUUCAAGUCUGUGGGUCUCAGAUGGCGGUCCUCGCCACUGUUUCUGUGCAUUAAUUGUCAGGAGCAUUCAGCUUGACCAACUGUCUUAGCUGGAGUGCUGGAGUAAUGUGACACAAGCUUGAUAAGCCCUAUCCUGCCAUCCUUGUGGCUGUCGUCAACCCACUAUCUGUUGUUAAGGGCUCCAGGUGCAAUCAUUUCUUGCAUGAACGCAUGAACGUCCCUGUCACACAAACUCAGCUUGGUAUGGCCUCCAUACCAUUGUAAGCAAUGUAUAUGACCCUCGGUAGGGCAUAUGCCUUGAAUAGCUCCAGCUUUUGGAAAGGCUUCAGCACAGCUACAGAGACUUUCCAGGUUUUUUUUAUAUAUAUAUAU